Molecule: messenger RNA, 1108 nt
Organism: Neopelma chrysocephalum (saffron-crested tyrant-manakin)
Lineage: Eukaryota; Metazoa; Chordata; Aves; Passeriformes; Pipridae
Gene: CHTF8
Product: chromosome transmission fidelity factor 8
Exons: 4
Coding region: 120-512 (130 amino acids)
Biological process (GO): mitotic sister chromatid cohesion
Cellular component (GO): Ctf18 RFC-like complex
Source: RefSeq, a predicted model, not a curated record
GCGGGGGGACGGGCGUCACACCGCGGCACGGCUCGGAGCGGCCCAAUAGAGCCCGGUACAGCCCCUGUACAGCCCGGUGCGGAUCGGCAGGGCCAAGUAAAGCCCGGCACAGCCUCGGUAUGGCCCGGUUCGGCUCGCCCCCCCCAGGAUCUGACAUGGUGCAAAUCGUCAUCUCCAGCAGCGGCACCGGGAGCCUGGCACAGUGGGUGCUGGUGGAGCUGCAGGGCGAGGUGGAGCCACGGCAGAGCGGGAGCCUGGCCGGGAGCCUCCUGGGAGAUCUGCACUACACCUGCGAGGGCGUCCCUGUGCUCAUCGUGGGCCACCACAUCCUCUAUGGCAAGGUGGUGCAAUUGGAGAAGCCGUUUGCUGUGCUGGUGAAGCAGGGAGGAGCCCCCCAGCCCAGCCCUGGGGAGCCACAGGGGCACUACACUGUCUCCGCCCUCAUCAAAACCAAACUGCUCUUCAAAACCCGCCCCAAGCCCAUCAUCACCCACGUGCCCAAGAAGGUGUGAGGGGGAUGGAUGGGGGCUGUGAACUUCAUUCUGCUGCUGGGAAGAGCAGCAAGGACUGAGAAAGAUCCAGGACCUCAUCCCUGUCCUGCACAGGGAACUCUCAAGGUGAUGAGUUCUGUGUCUGGGCACCCUGAGCCCUUCCUGGGUCACUUGUCCCCCCAAAAUGACUCUUUUCUGAGAACCAUAGAUGCUGUGGGUCACUCCAGGGGACAUGGUUCCUGAGGGGCAGGGACCUCCUGUGAGCCCAUGCAGGGAUGUCCUAUCUGAGGGCUGCCCUCAGUGCCUGAACUCAGCAGUUCCCAGGGACCCACGGAGGUGCCAGCAUGGAGAUGUCCCCCUCUACCCCUCCCUGCAUCUGCGGGGACACCAGUGCCAGACAGGGACUCAGCCCCAGUCUCCCUCAAAUCAGGGCAGGGGGACCAGGAACCCUCCCCAAAACACAGCACACAUCCUUGAUGCGAGUCUUUAUUUCCACAACUCCAUCAGGAUAUAAAAACAUUUUUUCCCCUAAAAUAUGAAAAGAAUCCCCCUGGCAGGUUCAAAAAUAAAUAGAUUUACAAACCAUCCAUGACAAUACCAAAGAGCUACAAAAGUCU